AUUGCGUUUAUCGGUAGACAACUCUGAUAAAGUUGCCCUCUAGUUUUAAAAUGUCUGCAAUUUAUCGAGGCAUUAUCAAAGCUGUAGACAAAUUUGUCCCUGCGGGUCUUCAGUCAACAUGGAGCCAUCCUGCCGGUCCGAAGACAAUUUUUUUCUGGGCACCAACUAUGAAAUGGUGCCUGGUAAUAGCUGGUAUAGGUGACAUUGCACGUCCCGCAGAGAAGCUCUCGCAGUUCCAGUCUUCCGCUCUUGCUGCAACAGGUCUGAUCUGGUCCCGGUACUCUCUUGUAAUCACUCCAAAGAACUAUAACUUGUUUGCUGUCAACGUCUUUGUGGGGGCAACUGGGCUGUACCAGCUCUAUAGGAUUUACAAAUACCAGCAGUCGUUGAAAGCCCAGGAGACAAAGUAGAUCACAUCCAGGGGAGCUGUGCCAUGUUGUGAUAUCUUUGAAAAUAUUGCAGAUAUAUCCCGGAAUAUUAAUUUGUUUAAAAACAUAUGCAAACAUUUAUCAUCUUAAACAACUUUGAUUUUUACCCUUUUUUUAACUGAACUUCUUGUCCUUUCAAGCCAAAUAACACAAAAUCAAAUCUGUUGUGAUGAGUGUUAUUUAUUUUUGUCUGUUUUAUAACUAUCAGCAAUGUUUGGUUCAGGGUAUUGAUAUGCUGGGGUACGCCACACAUACACACCAACAUAUCUGUUUGACAAUGAUUAUAAAAUGUAAAAUUUGAUUUUAUGAAAUUAAUUAUUUUCUUGAUUUGACAAAUUAAUAGUUUGCUUUCUUCCAAUUAUAACAUUGACAAUUAUUGAUUUGAAUUUACUUAUAAAUUCUAAGAAAUACAUUUCGAUAUUUACAAAGUCAUUGGUUUGGAAUUUCGUUGAAAAUAUUUUUUAACUCCAAUAUAAUACAACAACAUCGCUUGUUACAUGGUUGUAUUCAGAAUUAUUAAAGGGAAUAUUGUGGUACUCAUUUUAGAAUUGUUAUGUUGUUAUUAUAUUUAGUGUAUAUAGUUUUAACUGGAAAUUAAAAGAUAUUAACCCGUAC
Molecule: messenger RNA, 1043 nt
Organism: Mya arenaria
Lineage: Eukaryota; Metazoa; Mollusca; Bivalvia; Myida; Myidae
Product: mitochondrial pyruvate carrier 2-like
Exons: 5
Coding region: 51-410 (119 amino acids)
Biological process (GO): pyruvate import into mitochondria
Cellular component (GO): mitochondrial inner membrane
Molecular function (GO): pyruvate transmembrane transporter activity
Source: RefSeq, a predicted model, not a curated record